AUGGAAAACGUCAAACCAGUGACAGAGCCUCCCGGGGUUUUGGUGGAUGAAAAGGACACUUCGGUCAACUCCACCGAAACCAGCAAGACUAUCAUCACUUUUGAGAAGGAUGACCCAGAGAACCCAUACAAUUGGUCCAAGAACAAGAAGCUGUUCGUGCUGUUCACCGCAACAAUGACUCUUUUCAACGGCACAUUAGCAUCAUCCCUCCCCGCCAACGUAACCGCUCCCAUGAGCGCGGCAUACGGGGUAGACAACACUCAAGGCAAUCCCGAACUAGCCCUUCCAAUCUCUCUCUUUCUCGUCGGCUAUCUCUUCGGCCCAUUGGUCUUCGGACCCCUCUCCGAGCUGGAGGGCAGAAGAUACGUUGUCCAAGCCGCCUUUGCAGGAUAUACUAUCUUCACGCUCGCUUGUGCCUUGGCUCCAAACUGGGCUUCAAUGCUUGUGUUCAGACUUAUGGCUGGUAUCUUUGCCAGCGCACCUACUGCUAUUGGUGGCGGCAUGAUGGCUGAUAUUUAUGCGGAUUUGAAAACACGAGGAAGAGCCCUGACGUGCUUUUACUCUGUGAGCAUUUGCGGCCCUCUCAUCGCCCCUACGAUAGCGGGUUAUGUGUCCGAAGUUUCAUGGAGAUGGGCUUUCUGGGUCGGUCUGAUCGUUGCUGGUGCGACGAUCCCACCGCUAGCAUUUCUGCCAGAGACUUUCGGCCCUACGAUCCUUGCGCGACGAGCGAAGAAGAUUCGAAAAGACGCCUCAAAAACAGGAAACGCCAAUGUCGAAACUUACGCGGCAAUCGAACUCGAAGCAAAAGGCUGGAGGAAUCUAAUGAGCGUCGUCCUGGUCCGCCCAGUCCAGAUGCUUUUCACAGAGCUCAUUGUCGCCGCAUCAAGUUUCUACAUCGCCUUAGCAUACAGCAUUUACUACAUGUUCUUCCAAACGUACCCCAUCGUCUUCAAGGGUAUUUACGGAAUGUCCACCAAGAUCAGUGGUUUCAUGUACUUCCCCAUCGCAGCUGGUGUCUUCCUUGGAAUGGCCAUCUUUUUACUUUGGGAUGCAUACUACACGAAAUGCAAGAAAGCUGGUCGACCCUGGGCUCAGAAGACGGAGUUUAGCAGACUUCCCUUAGCAUGCAUUGGUGGUCCUCUCUUGGUUAUCUCAAUGUUCUGGCUCGGCUGGACUGCGCGGCCGAGUAUUUCCUGGAUAUCGCCUAUGAUGGCCGGCGUUCCCUUUGGAACAGCUCAGAUCCUCAUCAGCAUGUCACUCACGAACUACUUGGGCGACUGUUAUGGCGUUUACUCCGCUUCAGCGAUGGCCAUCGGUUCAUGUCUUCGAAAUCUUGCAGCAGCAGGACUUUGUCUCGCUGCAGCGCCAAUGUAUACUGCUCUCAGUGUCGGAUGGGCUUCGACUCUGCUUGGAAUUGUUAGCGUGUUUAUGUGCGCGAUUCCGUUCGUGUUUAUUAGUGGUCUCGCGACCGAAAUGGCGAUCUUCAUCCAACCUCUGACGUAUCAGAGUCAGAACGUCACCAUUUCAGAUUGGAUCGGUGUCCUGACUCUAUGUCUUGCUCCUCUUGUCGCUCACGUUCUCAUCGGCGCGCCUUCACCGACGUACCUCUCCCUCAGUCGUCCGCCGUGGCACGAGAGAGUUUGCCAUUACAAUCCGACGUCUAUCCUAUGGCGAUACGCUAUGGUCGCUGAUCGCCGACUGAGGGCCAAGAACUGGGAUAGAAUCGAUCUAGCCGCUACGAAUGCUCUGUUCUGGACGGAUCAAGGAUGGGAUGGAACCGAGGAAAUUAUUCAGUACGCUCGUCCGCGCUGUGUCCAGCUUCCGGACGAUGAUAGAGUAACUCUGCUCUCUCGCGAUGCCUUCAAGACUCUUAUCAUCACCGUUCAAGGAAUCCAGGCUAUCAUUCUAUUGCUGAGUAGUCAGAUCGAUCCUGGCUCACCCGGUUUUACCAUCUUCAUGGGCGUCGACAUUAUCUUCUUCCCGGUGGCACUCUUCGGCCUGCUACGCCUCUGCAGUUGCAUUUGGCUCACCGACGAGUUCUCUUUCGCAUCUAUGGAUGAUGUUCCUUUGGGUACACCCCAGAUGAUUGAGUGCAGCAGCGCCACAUUCGAGCUUCUGUCUACCAACCCCACACUAUCCGGUCCGCAACGAUUCCGCAACCCUUCGUUCUGGGGUAGCAGACUAUUUCGAUUGACAUACCUAUUGGCUCUGCUUGGACUACUCAUCCUCGGGUUGUCGUUCAUCGUAACGAUCAGAGGCCCGAUAUUCUACACCUUCACUGUCUUCACCGUUUUGCUCUUCUACAUAUUCCUCCUCGGCAUGACGGCCCUCAUAUCGAUAUGGUACCUCGGUAUUAAGAAUUCAAGGUCUACCGUCAUCCCAAGCAUCUCAUCUUUCUGGUACAAGUUCUACACAGGGCUUGUUUUCGGCUUCGGGAUCGCAAUUAUCGUCAUUGCAUGUAUCGAGACACGCAAGACUCCCUGUGGAAAGUUCACGAGUGGUGUCGGUUGGCAGGCAGAUGCCAUGGCAUGCAUGGGUAAUGCAUUUGACAAACAGGAAACGAGGCAGAUGGUCGAUGGACCAUAUAACGGAACGGCUUAUUAUGGGUUUAUGCACGCGAAGAACUCUAGUUUCGUGCAGGCUAGCUAUAUCGACGAGGAACACAACAGGUUCAACUUUACCAGGAUGUGCUUUAGUAGCAUUUAUGGGGUCUAA
Fusarium coffeatum is the source of this 2715-nucleotide messenger RNA. RefSeq lists its product as uncharacterized. The record is from RefSeq and is a predicted model, not a curated record. The transcript is spliced from 3 exons. Gene Ontology annotation, biological process: transmembrane transport. Gene Ontology annotation, molecular function: transmembrane transporter activity. The coding region runs from base 1 to 2715 and encodes 904 amino acids. Lineage: Eukaryota; Fungi; Ascomycota; Sordariomycetes; Hypocreales; Nectriaceae.